Messenger RNA from Zingiber officinale, 612 nucleotides. RefSeq lists its product as uncharacterized. The transcript has 8 exons. Lineage: Eukaryota; Viridiplantae; Streptophyta; Magnoliopsida; Zingiberales; Zingiberaceae. The record is from RefSeq and is a predicted model, not a curated record. Bases 1 to 612 code for a protein of 203 amino acids.
AUGCUUCCUCUUCAAAAGACAAACGAUGAGCAAUACCGUAGAAUUCAAAAAACUGAGCAUGCUCUUCAGGUGGCAGAGGAGGAGCUUCUAAGAGUACAAUUGGAAGCAACAGCUAAGUCAAAGGAAUUAUCACAGGCUCAUGGAGCAUGGUUUCCUCCUUGGCUUGCUACUCACGCCAAUUACUAUAAGGAACUUGCAACAACUCACUGGAAGGAGCAUGGACAACCUGUACUAGAUGUCUUACUUCAAAAGGUAUCAGAGAAAUCGAUUCAAGCACAACAAUUUAUGGAACCACAUUUUGAAUCUUCCAAAGAUAAAUGGAUGUUUCUUGUGUCAAGCACUGAACCUUAUGUGCAAACUGUGUCAAGUAAAGCAGUGGAAGUUUAUCACACAUCUAAGAGUGCCAUGUCCAGCCACAUAGCCAAAGUACAAGAAAUUUUAGAUCCUUAUUUCCAGGCUGGCAAGAGAUUUUCUCAACCAUAUGUAAAACAAUUUGCUACUAUUACCAAACCACAUGUUGAAAAGGUGCGAGUUGCUUUUAAUUCCUAUAGUGAUUGUGUGAUUCAUGCUUAUAGAAAAUUUCUCGAAUCAGCCACAACUUAUCACCAGUAG